GUGACGUGGUGGUGGAAACAUCCCCUCUCUCUCGGCUCUCCCAGACACACACAACACCUCCGUCCCCGCUCUUACACUUUGAAAACUUUCCCCUUUCUCGAGAAAAUUUUAGUUUAAGACGCGGCUUUCCACAUCACUUCUUUGUCAUAUUGAAGGCUCAUUUUCACUCUUGAAGCCUUCUGUUCAUUGGACGGGGAAGGAUAUUGUGCUGGUGUAUUUUGUCCAGUCAACUUCAGAGAAGGAAGGAAGUCAACUCCGCAAGGAACCACAGAGACCUCAAUGAGAGUUUGCCACUUCGCUAAGAGGGGACUUUAUUUCAUAGGUCUUGGUCGUUUCCCUCUGUUAGUUUGCUGUUCGUCUUCACCGUAGAAAAUUCACGAUGGAAAGCAGGAAGUGUCUCUCCCCAUCCGACGUCGUGAAUACGAACUUUUUCUAUACUUUCUCCAUCCGCUGAAAACUUUAGAUUUUUUUUCUUGUUUCUUUUUUUUAAGUGUUAUAACACGUGCCAGAGAUCGUCUCUCGGUUUUGUGACACUUUUGCCUCUAAAGAAAAAAAGUGAGGAGAAAACAGGCGAGAGAACACAGCCCUCCUUUUGUAUUCACCGCCAACUUGAUGUCCUUCGUCGAGAGGAAAUUUCUCGAGUUCGGAAAACACUAGACCCUCUGCGCUCUAUCAUUCAAGAGGUAAUAGUCUGCGAAAUAAUAUCUUGAGAUCGCUGUUAUUCCCCGUAGCAGAGAGAAAUAGCCAGGCAUUUCCGUGUUAUCCGCAGGCCUUGUUUUGAUUGAUUGAUACAAAUCUGUAAACUGGCGUCAAUUGGAAUUCAUGAGACGACCAGGGGCGGAAGUUAAGCAGAUAUUCAGUUGAGCACGACAGUGAAAGAAAAGGAAAAUAAAAUCUAACUUAGUCGUAUGUGGCGUGUAAGGAGGCUGGGAAAAAUUCAAAUAAUUGUACUGUUAAAAAAUUAAGAAUCGCUCCUAGCACCCAGUGUUUCUUUUUUUCCUUUUUAAUAAAUUUUUUUUGGACAAUGGAAAAUACAUCAAUCCAUGUGAAAAGACCAACCGACUAGACAAUAUUGUAAAAAGAAACUAUGGACUGUAGUUGCUUGCGUCCGCACGAUAUGCUGCUACUUGUCAUGCGGAAUUUGAGCUGGUUGGAAAUGCUCGAAGCCACAAAGUAAAUGAGCAAAUGAUUAUAUAGUCAGUAGAUUAGUAGCGGAACAGUCCAGAGAAAAAUAACUGCAGUUCAGUCGGAGAAUUAAAAUACACUCAUGUAUAUAGAUCCUUAUUAGAUAUUUAUAUUUUUCUUAACGAGGAAAACUCUCCGUGUCGCCCCGAGUUGAUGUGACCCAAUCAAAAAUGUCAAGAUACCUGGGAAUAACCUUGAUAAUCAAAAUCUCUGUCUACACCGCUGAUUCAGCGGGCACGACUUCCGUCGGUUAGGGCGUGUGGGUGGAUCUCGACUGCACCAGCCCAGGAUGAGUCUGCUAGGAAAGCCCCUCAACUACAAGACUUCGCGGAGGGACGUCCGCUACAGAAGGACCCAAGCCAAGGUCUACAACUUCCUGGAGAGGCCCCGGGGAGUGAAGGCCGUCGUCUAUCAACUGGCUGUGUUUUGUACCAUCUUCACUUGCCUGACGCUAAGUGUGCUGUCUACGGUGCAGGAGUACGAGGAGGAUGCCAUCAAUAUCCUCUUCUACACGGAGUCCUUCGUCGUCAUCUGGUUCACCAUAGAAUACCUUCUAAGGUUGUGGUCGUCGGGCUGCCGUUCCAGGUAUCAGGGCUUCUGCGGAAGAAUCAAGUAUGCUAAGAGACCCUUCUGUUGUAUAGAUAUAGUCACCAUCGUCGCAUCCAUCGCUGUCCUUGUCAGCGGCUCUGGGGAUGGAACCCACGUGGUGUCGGCCGUCCGCGGCCUCCGGUUCUUCCAGAUCCUCCGGAUGGUCCGUAUGGACAGAAGGGGAGGCACGUGGAAACUUCUGGGUUCCGUCGUUUACGCCCACAGACAGGAACUACUCACAACCGUGUACAUAGGAUUUCUUGGGUUGAUCUUCUCUUCUUUCCUUAUCUACCUCGUUGAAAAAGACAACAAUGAAAACUUCAAGCAUUUUCCGGAUGCCCUCUGGUGGGGCGUUAUUACGCUGUGUACUGUAGGGUACGGUGAUGCUGUACCAAACACUUGGGGUGGCAAGAUGAUCGCAUCGGGCUGCGCACUUCUCGGUAUUUCCUUCUUCGCCCUGCCAGCUGGUAUACUGGGAUCAGGCUUCGCUCUAAAAGUCCAACAGCAGCAGCGACAAAAACACAUGAUACGCAGACGCCAGCCGGCAGCAACACUGAUCCAGUGUCUCUGGCGUUGCUAUGCGGCUGAUGAGCAUUCCAUGUCCGUUGCUACCUGGAAGAUUCACCAAGUCCCUCUCCCUUCGCCGCCAUCCAUCAAGAUCGAGGAGAAGGAAAAGAACCCUAACACAUCUUCAAUCUUCAAGCACAAUGCUUCAUUUGUUACGAGGUUGCCAACUAUACGACGUCACAGAAAUGCUCACUCCCCUUCCAUCAAAAAUAGGCAUACAGAUUCAAAUCAUGCCCUCGAAAAUCUUGUUAAUAGUAAUAGGUUAAACGCUAGCCAUAGUGAAGACUCUGUUACGAAAGAAUCUUCAGACGCCAUAUUUACUAAGAAAAAUUCAGACGAUGAAGAUGACGAUCAACCGCGAGUGCUUCAGCUAACUAACCAACACAAAGGCGCAAUCAGAGCGAUACGAAAGAUCAAAUAUUUUGUGGCCCGCCGAAAGUUUAAGGAAGCGCUGAAGCCGUAUGACGUUAAGGACGUGAUUGAGCAGUAUUCAGCAGGGCACGUCGAUCUCCUGUCCCGCGUCAAAACCCUGCAGGGGAGGUUGGACCAGAUAUUGGGAAAGCAGGGCUCUAAGGCUAAAGAUGUCUAUGAGUCGAAGAUCUGCCUAGCAUCCAGAAUAGUAAAAGUGGAAAGACAGGUUGAUGAUAUAGAGUCAAAGCUAGAUCAGUUAAUAGAUCUAUAUAUGGAAGACAGAAAACGUCUUUUGGCAUUACCAGCUGCUUCUGCCCCACCAUCUGUGCCUCCUGCUCCACCCCCUUCUGCACCACCUCCUGGAUCUCCAGAUAGUUGCAGCAGUGGUCCCACCACCUCCUCCCUUGUGCCUACUUCCAGCAACCCACUAUCGGCACCCUCGUCUUCCCUUGCCGUACCUGGUGCUCCCCCACCUUACACAUCGGUGCUCAAACCUAAGCCGAUCCUGGUGGAUAAACAAGCAUCUGAACCCAACACACCAACUAGUAAACAUUUCGAGAGGCCUAUGAUGAGGGGCUACUCAGAUGUUUCACAGAGAAUGAAAAAACGGGUUACUUUAAGCUCGCUGCCGUCCCGCCACUCUUUGGAGGUAAAGGAACCCGAUCUUCUACAGGUACCACAGGUGGUCCAGAUAGAACACCUGGCCACCCCAUACAUCGAUGAAGACUGUGAUUCAAAUAACCCAGAUGACGAGAGCAGUACAAUAGCAAGCGAGUGUGACUCGCUUGUCAUAUCUGAAGAAGAUCAUACCAUCAAAGAAGAGCCUGCAACAAUUGAAGAGGAAAAUGAAGUGUCUAAUUUCAUCAUACCAACAAUUUCUGCCUCAGUUGCCCUGGACUCCACAUUGCAGGUCCCACCCCCAGGCAUUCUGAGCCACUCAUCAGAUAUAAGUUAUCAUCAUAGUAGCUACCAUCGCCAUUACCCAUCACAUCACCACCACCACCUUCACCACCAUUAUCCUCGGCAUGGACCCCCGCCACCUUCUUUAUCAUCGUACACACUCUUGCCCGUCCUUGAGCCUCCAGCAAUGGUGGCAGAAGAAAGCAUUGAGCUUCAUGAUCAGGAUAGGGCCAAACUUUUACCCCCAGAAAUUGUCACCACCAUUGCCAUGGAAGAAUCAUCUUCAUGAUGGUGCAAGAAAGGGCAACAAUCUUGCUUUAUGCUCAGGGCACUUUGAAAGUUUUGGCUUUUUCUUUUCAUACCAUCUUUGUUCACUCACAGAUUAUAACCCUCUUCUCUCCUUUCCUUGAAUUCCACUAUACAAGCUGAGUCAAGCAUUUUUAGAUGCUGUAUGUAGAUUCUUACCUAACACUCCAAAACUAUUAGAGUUAAGAUUCGUAUUGAUCAAAAGUCAAUAUGGUAUUGUAGAUGCAGUUUCUUACCACCUGUUGGUGGUUAAAAGGCAAGAGUUUUUAUGUUCUCCCAUGGCAACUGAAAUAAUGUCAAGAGUACUGUAUGAUCAUCACAUACAGGUAAAUACAUGGCUGAAAGGGGCUUGGCAUGUCCUUAUGGGAAGAAUGCAUUGUUCAUUCUCAGAAAGUUUGUUAACCAUAAUAGUUAGCUAUUAAAGAUUUAAUGAGAGUAUACUCUAGUUAUAUAUACUGUGAUAUUUGCAAUUGCUGUAUGUGCACUUACCUAUGUUUAUGAACUGGAGUAUGUGUAUAUGCACAUUUGUAUCUAUUUGAUUUUUGUUAACUGAUUGGCUGUUGACCUUGGUAUAAAAGACAUGUUUACAGUUUGGAGUGCUCAUUUAGCUGAUUAUAUAUAUUUUUUUUAAACAAUGCUUUAGUAAUGAGUAAAUGAUCCUGUACAGAAUCUUUUCAUUAAAUCAUAUAAAUUUCAGCCAAAGGGAUUCAGAACCUGGGUGGAAAUAAAUAAUAAGUAAACAUGCUAGAGAAUUGUCAUAUAAUCAAAAUGCCACUAUACAAAAAUUCCUGUAAGUCCAUAAAGACCUCUAUGGCUUAAAUAAUAGAUAUGGGUGUAAGAAUGAAAGAACCCUGCAUUGAUAAUAAUUUCAGGAACUGCAUAUUAAAAGAAUUUUAUAGAAUCUGAAAUAUGAUAUAGUAAAAGUUACUUCAAGACCAGGGCUUUAUCAAAAUGUUUAUUAGAGUACUUAAUAAAAACAUUUUGCAUAUCAAAUUAAUAUGAAAGAAGUAUUUUCCUUUGUAACAACAUUCUUGUUACUUUUUGUUCCGUCCAUUUCAACCAUCAGACUAAACUGUUCACUGUAUUGCUGUAUUAUCUAAUUCUUCUGUUUGACAAAGGUCCAUUCGUACAGUUGGUUUCUGAAAUUUACCUGAACUAGUGUCAGUUUCAUUAAUCUUGAAUUCCAAGCACAGCAUUAACCAAAUUUAAGGGGUUAUUACUGCGUAAAACUACAUUUAAUGUGCCUGUAAGCAAAGUAAUAAGUGAAGUUUUAGAGCACAGUUAUGUAUUAUGUGAGCCUGUAAAACAAAUACUGUAUGCAAUUUUAGUUGCAAGGUUGACUGAUUUCAUAAUAAUAAUAAUUAAUUUAUUAAAUCUUGUAAGAAGUUUGUUAUUUUUGCAGUCCACAUGAAAUAACUCAACUCUUUUAUCAUUGCAGGCUACAUGUCACAGUGUUUAUCAAUGCUGCACUUUGCUUGUCACUAUCCUCCUCUGUAGGAAAACCAAUAGCAGAAAGUAAUAUGUUACCCUGUUAUCACCUGAACAUUUUCCAUUUACUUAUCAUUAUAAUCACAACAGAAGCUACAUUGUUGUUAAUGGGACCACUGAUACAACCGAGUUUUAUUGACAUACGUGGCAUAU
Messenger RNA from Macrobrachium nipponense, 5598 nucleotides. Its product is annotated as potassium voltage-gated channel subfamily KQT member 1-like. Gene Ontology annotation, biological process: potassium ion transmembrane transport. Gene Ontology annotation, molecular function: voltage-gated potassium channel activity. Lineage: Eukaryota; Metazoa; Arthropoda; Malacostraca; Decapoda; Palaemonidae. Gene Ontology annotation, cellular component: voltage-gated potassium channel complex; membrane. The record is from RefSeq and is a predicted model, not a curated record. Bases 1475 to 3940 code for a protein of 821 amino acids. The transcript is spliced from 18 exons.